Molecule: messenger RNA, 1066 nt
Organism: Leptomonas pyrrhocoris
Lineage: Eukaryota; Euglenozoa; Kinetoplastea; Trypanosomatida; Trypanosomatidae
Product: putative mitochondrial chaperone protein DNAj
Exons: 1
Coding region: 158-1066 (302 amino acids)
Source: RefSeq, a predicted model, not a curated record
GCUGCUUUCCAUAUCUCUCUCCCGUGCGCAACAACCGCAGCCGCACACCCAAACCAGCCUUCUCAGCUUUGUGAUAAGCAAAGCGCCGUCUCUCUCAUAUAUAUAUAUAUCUUUAAAGACUCUCUUAACUGAUAAGCCACGUAAUAGAUAAGGAGUUAUGUUGUCCCGCGCCGCCGCCUCCUCCUCCGUGCUUCUGCAGCAACGGAGGGGGUUCGCCGUCGUCGUGCGCCGCGGUGGUGCUGCUCUGUCCGCUGCCCGCUCAUCUUCUUUCUCCUUUCAGUGCACAGGGUGGACGCUGGCGUCUCUCGCGCCGCCCGCAGCGUGGUCGGCGGCGCGCCGGUGGCAAUCUAGCAACGGGGUAGGCUACGGCACCGUGCCGUCCGACAUCGACGCCCCGCGGGACGCGCACAAACCGUUAGAAGAGGACGUUCAUCGUGCAGAGCGCCGCCGGCAGCACGGACACGCCGGUACGGCUGAGGAGGCAGACCGCGAAGCCGUCAGCACCCAUGUCGCCGGCUACAACCCGUGGGAGGUGCUCGGUCUCAAGCCCGGGGCCUCGACGCAGACGAUCCGUGUGCGCUAUCACGAGCUGAUGAAGGAGGUGCACCCCGACAUGGCGACGGACGGCGUGGGCGACAUUCCCCGCCUGAAUCAAAUCAACAAGGCCUACGAGUUGAUCACGAAAAGCCCGACGCUGGACCGGCGCUACCGCAAUCUGGUGUCCGACACGCAGUACUUCUACUACAAGUUUCUGCCCGAGUGGAUGGCGCGCAACGUGGACGAGAUGCCGCGGUAUUGGAGCUGGGUGAAGUGGCGCACACCCGGCGGCUUCCACGUCUUUCUCUUGCUCGUUGCCUUCUACGUCCUUGGCCGCUUCUACGCCGCCUUCCCGAUGCUGACGACGGUGUUUCUGCUGACCGUAGUGCUGGAUAUCCUGCUCCACACUAUGCUAGCCCCGGCAAGCUUGUGCAUGCUGUUUCUGUAUUCGAUCCUGGCGUAUAGGAGCUACGACAUGGCGUGGCUUACAAGUCCAAAAGGCUUCCUGCGCCGCGAGCUGGGCUACUAA